AUGGUGGACCCCAGGAACCUGUGUGAGUCUGUUAAGGGGACAGUGCUGUGGGGGACUGCGCUACCCUGGAACCCGCAGCUUCAGCUCCAUAUAGUCGUCCUCCCUCAGCAUUUUGCAAGUGAAUUGGAUCUGUGCAACCAACAGAGGAAUUUGAGAGUGGAACAGGAGGAAUCGGAACCUCCACAGAUCAAAGAGGAAGAUGGACGACCAGAACCUCCACACAUUAAAGAGGAACAUGGAGAACCAGAACAUCGACACAUUAAAGAGGAACAUGGAGAACUAGAACUUCGAUACAUUAAAGAGGAGCCGGAGAAAGCAGAUCCUUCACAGAUUAAAGAAGAACAACUAAAAGAACCAGAACCUCUACUGACAAAAGAGGAGCAAGAAAAGUUCUGCAUCAGUCAGGAUGAAGAUCAGCUUUAUCUGAAGCAGGAGACUGAUACCUUGAUGGAGAUUCCUACUUAUGAGGAAGACCAGUCAGUGUGA
Molecule: messenger RNA, 486 nt
Organism: Oryzias latipes (Japanese medaka)
Lineage: Eukaryota; Metazoa; Chordata; Actinopteri; Beloniformes; Adrianichthyidae
Source: RefSeq, a predicted model, not a curated record